AUGUCAUCUCUACCAAGGAGGGUGAAAUCUGAAGCCAAAGCCCUUACGUCAGAAGAUGAUGAACUACCUUUAUUUCUUAAUUCGAGUUCUGAAUCAGAGGAGGAAGAGGAGGAGUGGGAGCCAAAAAGCAAAAUUGCCAAGAGACCUCGGUUGCCAAAGAAAAAUGAGGCAAAAACUAAAAAAGUUGCUGCUUCACGGUCAGCUGUGGCCAGGAAAAAGGUCAGGAAGGUAGCAAUAAAAGAGGAAAUGGAUGUAUCCUUGCCUAUUGCUCCUGCAGAAGAUAAUAGAAUGCAACUCCUAAAACCUAAGGAAGAAGAUGUAGGCAUUAAACCAAAAACAUUAAAUCAAAAGCCAGAAGUGCCGAAAAAAAUGGAAAUAGAUUCAUUCCAAGGCAAGAACGUAAAGAGUUUGGAGAGUGAUGAAAAACCCUCAACAAGUUUUCCUGUAGUGGGAAAUCAAGUGAAGCAUGAGAAAUCUGAGGAGGAUUUUGCAUUUGAUGAACCACCUUUUAAAAAGAUUAAGUCAACUACAUGUCCUGAAGGAAAGCCAGUAAAAAAUCUAGGAGGCAACAAAGUAAAAGAAGAAUUUGAAAUGAACUGGGAUAUUGUACAGGCCUUGUCAGAAAUAACAAAUGUUGAACCAUGGGUAUGUGCAAACUUAAUUCGCCUCUUUCAAGAAGAAAACACAAUUCCUUUUAUUGCUCGGUAUCGAAAAGAACUCAUCAAUAAUCUGGAGGCCGAUGCCUUGCGAGAAGUGCAGCAAGCAUUGGAAGAGCUUCGUACUGUUGCGAAGAAGACGCAUACAAUGAUACAGAAGUUGAAGAAAGAAGGGAAGUUAUCUGGAUGCCUUUUAACAGCAUUAUUAAAUUGCAGAACUUUGGAAGAAUUAGACCAUGUGUCUGCACCUUAUAAAACUGGGAGUAAAGGCACCAAAGCCCAGAGGGCCAAGCAGCUGGGAUUAGAACCUGCUGCGCUCUCCCUUCUGCAGAAUCCAAUGGAACUCAAUCUCUUUUCUUACAUUAGACCUAAUACCAAAGGACUUUCAACUAUCCAGGAAGUAGAGGCUGGAGUACAGCAUAUUUUAGCUGACAUCUUCGCUAAAGAUAAAGAUACACUGGAUUUUAUCAGGAAAUUAUGUCAGCAAAGGUACAUUUGUAUCCAGUCAGCCUUGGCAAAAGUGUCGUCCAAAAGUGGAAAUGAAAAAGAUAUUGAUAAAUUCCAACUGUACCAUGAGUUUUCUUGUAAUAUAAAGAACAUUCAGCAUCAUCAGAUUCUGGCCAUUAACCGAGGGGAAAAUCUGAAGAUCCUGACAGUGAAGGUCAACAUUCCUGACGGGGUGAAGAAUGAGUUCUGUUGGUGGUGUGUCAAUGAAAGAUGGAGACCAAAACAAUUUUUAAAACCAGAAUUAAUGAGGAUACUACGGAACUCGGUAGAGGAUGCAUAUAAACGCCUUAUAUAUCCACUCCUCUGUAGAGAAUUCAG
This is a messenger RNA of Fulmarus glacialis (Northern fulmar), 1481 nucleotides long. Its product is annotated as S1 RNA-binding domain-containing protein 1-like. The record is from RefSeq and is a predicted model, not a curated record. The annotation marks the transcript as partial. Gene Ontology annotation, molecular function: mRNA binding; structural constituent of ribosome. The transcript has 10 exons. Lineage: Eukaryota; Metazoa; Chordata; Aves; Procellariiformes; Procellariidae. Gene Ontology annotation, biological process: translation.